Ustilago hordei is the source of this 675-nucleotide messenger RNA. RefSeq lists its product as uncharacterized. The coding region runs from base 1 to 675 and encodes 224 amino acids. Lineage: Eukaryota; Fungi; Basidiomycota; Ustilaginomycetes; Ustilaginales; Ustilaginaceae. The transcript has a single exon. The record is from RefSeq and is a predicted model, not a curated record.
AUGAAGUACUUCGCUUUCUCUAUGGUCUCUGCGCUGGCACUCGCCAGCCUUGGCAGUGCUCGUCCGCUUCCUCAAUCGCAGGCUACUGCUCAGCAGCAGGCUCAGGCUCAAUUUGCUCCUUCAAGCCAGCAGCAGUCGUCUCAAACUGGCUCUGCUGGUGGCUACGCCGGUACAGCUACUGCCGGUCAGAACAACGACUACUCGCAAGUUGCGCCGGGCAACCAAGUCAUGAAUGGUGGAGGUCAGUCUGCUUCCCUCGAAGGCCUUGCUGGCAGCGUUCUGCAGGCUGGCGGCCUUGGCUCGUUCCUUGGACGCCGACAGUCGGAUGGCGAGAGCAGCCAAGAUGCCAGUGCUGGCGGCUACGCUGGUAGUGGUACUGCCCACCAGAACAACGACUAUUCUGCCGUUGCUCCCGGCAACAGCGUUCAGCUUGGCGGCUCUCAGUCUUCUUCGAACCAAGGGACCGCUGGUAGCGUGAGCCAGCAAGGUGGUGCUGACUUCACUGCCUAUGUCAAGAGGAUGGUCGCCAACGACCCCAGUGCCAGCGCUGGCCUGCUCGAGAUGCUUCAGAGCGGAGAGCUUCCUACCAAGAUUGCCGCUCCUGUCGCUGACAACAGCAACGGCCAGAGCAACGGAAACGGCAACAGCAACAACGCACCCGUCUGGCUUGCCUAG